UGGUUCCUAGUCGGAUUCAUUUCCACUGUGCCACGACGGGAACACCUCCUGGACUUCAUUUUCAAGAGGACCUGAACCCAGACCUUUAGGGGUAAAUGAGUGACACGUGUUUGGUAACAGCAUGAAACUCUUCGGCAGCACCAUGAUGGCCAAACAGCUAGGUGGGAGAAAGUGUGUUGUGGGGACACAGGGCUGUCCUGGGGAGGAAGUCUGGUGCCGCGUCCUGACCCAGAGCCGCAUGUGCAGAGACGAGGGAGCACAACUGUUUCAUGACCUGUGUCAACUAGGUCUGUCUGAAGACUUGGCAGGUCUGAUCCUGCCACUGCUCCUGCACAGUCUCGGGAUUCGCUGUCGGUUCCCUGGGACCGUGUACCGCUCGUCUGAGGAAGGUUGAAGGUGCUCUUCUCGCGAGACCACCUGCGCUUGUUUCUGCAGGGCACUGGGUCACCUCCGUCCUGGGACCCAUCAGGGAUCAAACCUGCAUCACAGCAGUGGCAGGGCUAGACCCUUAACCUGCUAAGCCACCAAAGAACUCCCCAUCUUACUUCUUAGAGCUUUGCGACUCUACCACCUGAAGCUUCUGGAAGAUUUCAGGAGGCAAAAAUGGAGACAGCUUCCCCCCCUCGUCUGAGUACACCCGGCGGUGUCGGCUGGAACAGCCCGGGCCCUGGCCAUGGGCCACUGUCGCCUCUGCCACGGGAAGUUCUCCUCCCGGAGUCUGCGCAGCAUCUCCGGCAGGGCACCUGGGGAGAGCUCCGAGAGACCACCCCCUGGGGAGCGAGUUUUCGUCAGGGAUUUCCAGCGUCUGCUGGGGGUGGCCGUCCUCCAGGACCCAGCUCUGUCUCAGUUUGUCUGCAAGAACUGCCUCGCCCAGUUCUACCAGUGCCACGGGCUCCUCACGUGCUUUCUGCAGAGAGUCAACGUCUCCCCGACGGGCCACCGGAAGCCUGGCGCAAAGGUCGGUGUCCAGCCGUUGCCAGGCGAGGAGGGAGCCUGUGUGGUGGACCUGAUCACUUCGAGCGCCCAGGGCCUGCGUGGCCUGGUGGGGUGGGUGCACGGACACGCGGCCAGCUGCGGGGCCCUGCCCAGUCUGCAGAGCACGCUGCCCUCCGAGUACUGUGGCGUCGUCCAGGCCGUGUGGGGCUGCGGCCAGGGCCACGGCUACACCAUGGACGCCGGCUCCCGCUGCGGGGCCCUCUUGCUGGACGGCGCUUUGGGAGUCAGGUGGACGUGGGACAAGGAGAAGGCCCCGUGGCUCAGCCAGCACCGGGGGGCCAGCUCCACGGGCGCCGCCCCUCAGAGCUCCCAGGGCAGAGUGACGGCGGCCGGGACCAAGAUGCCGCCCACCAUGGACACAGCCCGGCCUCCUUCAGACGGCGACCCUGUGGGGCCUGGCCCGGGCCCCCCGCCUGAGCCGAGCCUCCCCCCAAGUGGGGCCCCAGGGCACUUGGGUGAGAAGCAGGUUCCGUCUCCAACCUCGGAUGAUCGGGUAAAAGACGAGUUCAGUGACCUUUCUGAGGGAGGCUUCCUGAGCGAAGACGAUGACGACAGGAAGCAGAGCACCCACUCCUCGGACGAGUCCUUUGAGCCGCUCCCAGAAAAGAGGGGCUCUGGUAGAAAGACUGAAAGCAGAGAAGCCAAGAAGCUGGAAGAGCCAAAACUUCGAAAGAAACCCGGGCCCAAGCCGGGCUGGAAGAGCAAGCCUCGCUGUGAGAGGGAGGAGCUGCCCACCAUCUACAAGUGCCCCCACCAGGGCUGCACGGCCGUGUACCGGGGCGCCGACGGCAUGAAGAAGCACGUGAAGGAGCAUCACGAGGAGGUGCGGGAGCGGCCCUGCCCGCACCCCGGCUGCAACAAGGUGUUCAUGGUGGACCGCUACCUGCAGCGCCACGUGAAGCUCAUCCACACAGAGGUGCGGAACUACAUCUGCGAUGAGUGUGGACAGACCUUUAAGCAGCGGAAGCACCUCCUGGUCCAUCAGAUGCGCCACUCGGGAGCCAAGCCUCUGCAGUGUGAAGUCUGUGGGUUCCAGUGCCGGCAGCGGGCGUCGCUGAAAUACCACAUGACCAAGCACAAGGCCGAGACCGAGCUGGACUUCGCCUGUGACCAGUGCGGCCGGCGGUUCGAGAAGGCCCACAACCUCAAUGUGCACAUGUCCAUGGUGCACCCGCUGACGCAGAGCCAGGACAAGGCCGCGGCCCCGGAGCCCCUGCCGGGGGCCGAGGGGCGUCCGGCCGUGAAGCCCGAGCCCACCUGAGGGCGCGCCAGCCCGGACGGAGCUCAGCAGGUGCGAGAGGGGGUCCGGCCCCGACGGCACGGCUUUGCUCUCCCAAGAGCCCCACCCGUGGGCCGGGUGGCCGCGGCUCCGUGCCUGGCCCGUGUGGCCUUCUGGCUCUGGGCCCCGCAGUUCACUUUCCUGUCCACACUGAGUGCCUCGAGGCCGGCGCAGAUUUUAAAUAAUUGAUUCCGCUUCCUCACUAAAGCAACUGAGUUUGUAAUCCACUUUCCAGGGCGACUAGAGCUCUGUUACACUUGUAAUAAAUUAUUUACAGAGGA
This is a messenger RNA of Phacochoerus africanus (Common warthog), 2556 nucleotides long. It is a transcript of the gene ZNF276, whose product is annotated as zinc finger protein 276. Bases 674 to 2257 code for a protein of 527 amino acids. NCBI's taxonomy places the organism in Eukaryota, Metazoa, Chordata, Mammalia, Artiodactyla, Suidae. Gene Ontology annotation, biological process: regulation of transcription by RNA polymerase II. Gene Ontology annotation, molecular function: chromatin insulator sequence binding; zinc ion binding. The record is from RefSeq and is a predicted model, not a curated record. Gene Ontology annotation, cellular component: nucleus; kinetochore; chromosome. The transcript has 13 exons.